UCGCCCGGGCGUUAAUUUUACCGAAAUUUUACCCUGUUUAUUGAAGAAUAUGACUGGUACAAUUGCAAGGCAGUGAAAAUUUCUGCUGCUAUGUCAUUCUCUGGAUUGAAAACGAUUAUCCCUCUCUAACACCAUAACGACACUUUUCAAGUAACCGAGCUGCAUGUGAUAUAAAACCGGUUAUCCAGAAAUGGGAGUAAGUCGGCUGUGGCUGAUCGACCGAGAUGGACGAGUGUUCAUAUUUGACCUACGGGACAAGUCUUGGCGUUAUAUAACAACUCCUAAACUUGGAUCAAGGAAUUUUUUUAAGCGUGUUUCAGCAGUGGAGCAGUGUGCAUGGGCAAUCAGUGCCAGUCAACAGCCUUAUUUGUUUGUUCACGCAACUGAACUUCCUAUCAGAGUGAAGGUGGAAACAUAUGAGAAUCAGCGCUGGGGAAUUCUUAAUAAAUGGUCGCAUAAAUCGAUGUUCCCCUCUGAUCGAUGGCAAUUUAGCAGUAAAGAUGGAAAGCGGUCUCUCCCAAAGGAAUCAUUUAAGUUGCCAUCAGUAGAAUGGAUAUGGGAAGGAGACUGGUACAUUGAUCGUGGUCUUGAUGGCGAUAGUGAUGGUUGGCAAUAUGCUCUUGAUUUUCCAAGAACCUAUCAUCCACAACAGAGUACAACAUCUUGUGUAAGAAGGCGAUUGUGGUCAAGAUAUUACAGAUUUGAUGGCUAUGACCGCUGGAUUAAGGUUCCUGGUUUAAGUGAAGACCCAGGAAAGGAUCCCCUCCAAGACAUUGCUGUUGGUGGCGCAGUUAUUCCCGGAAGAGAUCCUGGUUAUCUGGCAGUCUGGGCAGUUACGUUUCAGGGAAAGGUUAUUUACCGUUCUGGGGUGUCUGACAAAUGUCCUGAAGGUGAAAAGUGGAUAGUGGUCCCUUCCCCCCAAAUCAGCAUCACACAGCUGUCUGUGAGCCCGUCAGGAGUGGUGUGGGGAGUAACAUGGGAAGGAGUGGCUGUGGUUCGGGUUGGAGUCUCUUUCUAUGAACCAACUGGAACAGCUUGGCAAAAAGUGGCAUCCCCAGAUGCAGCACCAGAACUGGAACCAUGUCAUCUUUUACAAGUAUCUGCUGGACUGAGCUGUCUGUGGGCCUUAACCAAAGAUGGCCAGGUUUGGUUUAGAAAAGGUUUGUCAAGAGCAAGUGAUAGCGAAACUACUGUGACUGGGUCCAGAUGGGUGCAAAUGGUUGGAAAAUUUUCCCUAAUUACUGUUGGUUUAAAUGACCAGGUCUUUGCUCUCAGUACUCUGGGGGACCACAUUUAUUUUCGCACAGAUGUGACGUCUGACGAACUUGUGGGAAGGACAUGGAAGGUCGUGCACAUGAACAAGCCCCUAAUAUCAUGCAGCGAAGCCACCAGCCUAGAUACAGUCAGCUCUGACGGCAGCAGCUCUGACGGCAGCAGCUCAGCUGAAAAUAGUGAAAGUGUCUUCACUGAGUCUGAUGACAGCUUCAGUCUCGCCAAUCCAUCUAACCUUCCGUCCAACAUCGAAUUUUUGACUUGGCUCAGCAGUGGAGCUUGUGAGGUGGACUCUUCGAUAUUCACCGAGAUAAGUGGCAGUCUGGUUUCCUCGGCCAGCAGCAUGAAUCUAAGUUUAAGUAGUAGGAAUGCCGCCUGGAGGAAGAGCGUAAUAAAGCGACUGCGGGAAAGAGACAACAAGGAAACAGGGCACUACAACAAGUACGAAGAAGGUAUCUCACAGGGUGAAUGGUGUAAAAAGGCUCGUUUCCAGAUGCUGUCCGCUGCAGAUUCCAACCUGUGGUACGAGUGUAUGGUGAAACUCGACCAAGGAACCGAGGGACGGCCAGAUGCUUUGCAUUGCUACUAUGAGAAAAAUUCUCAGUAUGAAGAAAUGCGGAUUCCUUUGCGAGACAUUAAAUGUGUAUGUACUACUCACAAAAUGUCGCGGAAUAACUGUUUCGCUGUACACACGCCUUUAAGAACUCAAGAACGAAACCCUCUGGUGAUCUAUACCGGAUCUGAAAAAGAACUCAUUGACUGGGUCACAACACUGGCCAGUGCUGCCUCACGGGUACAUAACUGCGAGGGGUCCCCUUCAUCAAGGGCCAUCUGGACCACAUCUCUUUGCGGUGACGUUUUCUUUUGCGAGCCGCCUCCACCAGAAACUGAGAUGCAACCAGCUCAAUUAUUUUGGCGGCAAGUUGGCGGACAUAUGCGUAAAGUAGAAGCCGGUGUGUCUGGAGUAGUGUGGGCAAUUGGUUUUGAUGGAAUGCCUUAUUACUACUCUGGGGGAUAUGGUGGAGGUAUUUUUAGUGGUUUUGACAGCAGUAUGUCUGGAAUUUACCAACAGGAGGAUUACGACUGGCAUUAUAUUUAUGAGAAUCAGAGAUGGAACCCUUUGGAAGGAUACUCUGAUAGGCGCCUUCCAAGUGACCGGUGGAACUGGAGUGAUGAGAGCGGAGUGUAUGAACGUACAAGGGAGGGGUACGUGCUUCCAUCUAGUCAGUGGCAGUGGACUGAGGAGUGGACAGUAGAGACCAAACCAAACAUUACAGAUAAGGAUGGCUGGCAGUAUGCUGUAGACUUUCCAAGGGUCUAUCGUCGAGAGCGUGGCUGGAAUGACUAUGUAAGGCGGAGACGAUGGAAAAGACGAUGUAAACUGACCACUACUGGGCCAUGGAUCCAAGUGACGCCUCAAGUCAGAUUACGUGACGUAUCGAUUCAAACUGAUUCACUGGAUGGUUCCAUAGCGGUGUGGACGGUUGGGACAAAAGGUGAUGUCUUAUAUCGACAUGGAGUGGCCGAGGAUUGUCCGCAGGGGUCCUCUUGGGAGCACAUUUUGACGGACCUGCCAUUUAUCAGUAUCUCCGUGGGCAGUAAAAGACGCGUUUGGGGGAUAGCUGAGAAUGGUACGGCCUACUUCAGAGCAGGCUUCGGAGAAAAUAAGAUUACAGGUAGUAGAUGGUUCCACAUAAGUGAGAGGCCUCCCCAUUUGUAUCAAGUUUCCGCUGGAAAGACUUCAGUGUGGGCUCGUGAGAAGGAUGGUACGUGUUGGUAUCGACUGAACAUCACCGACACCUACCCAGAGGGCACUACCUGGCGGUCACAGCAGUUCCGUGUGGAGGCACUUUCUGUCGGAGCAAGUAACCAGGUCUGGAUGAUCAACCGCAAAUCCAUUGAACAGCGCUUCAGAGUGACACCAACUGACCCUCUAGGGAAGGGAUGGGAAGUUGUUUUAUCAGACUGUUGGCGAUGGAUCAGUGUUAGGGGCGCCAGUGGAACCUCUGACGUUGUAGACGAGGGAGAAGAUGUUGUGGAGGAAGUAGAAUUUCUUGACUCGCAACCUAACAGUUUGCUAUCAAAGCUUGAUCUCAGCGAGGUUGAUAUCUACAGUAUGUACGGUCAAAAGGACGCCGAAUUAACACCUGGCAGCGAAGAGGAUGAAGAUGGAGAGUGAGAGGAAGAGAGGAAAAAAGAGAGAAGAAAUAUAUUAAGCUAUUCUCAGUAUUUCGUGAAGGAUGGUUUCGUUAGGAAGGUCUGCAAGUUUUGUCAAGGGGAAUCAUGUUGAUACUGCCACCCUUGGCUUAAGCUAGUAAUAGGGCUGGAAAAAGAAACGGGACUGGUAUUUCACAACAAUAUGUGCAUCACACUAACGAUCUGAUGGUAUUGCAGCGAAUAUGAAUCACUACUUCCAUGACAAUGGAAAAGGGAAGAGAUGCCAUUGUUGUUUAGUACAGUCGGUAAACUUGACAAGAUCAUCUUAUUGCUUCGUCCUUACAGUUAGAAGUGAACGCAAGGAGUAUAAGUGGUUAGGAUUCUGCUUUGGAUCGAUUGGUGACUGUUACUGACCAACGGUUUCUCAAGGUUCGACAUUGGUCUCUUAAAAGGAUACACUUGUAUCUCAGGUUCAUUGAAAAGUUCUUUGCUUUACAUGUCCGUGAAAGAAAUUUAUUUUAUAGCUAACAUGCACCUCAAGGAUAAAGCUGAAAAACUCUUUAGGCUAGUGUAAAAUGAUGAAGCCGAGGGUGGUUAAAUGCAAACUCGUGUGAGUGCUGUUUUGAUUUUUGUAGGAACUUUUUUUCUAUACUUAUUCAUAUCUAUAUUUUCCUAAACGCUGUUUGCAAUUGAAAUUUCGGUAUCAUGAGUAAAUCCGAGGCUACUUUCCUUGAACGAAAUCCCAAAUGUGGAUAGUAUCGUCAUUAGAUAAUUUAGGUAUCGUUAUUUUGAAAAGAGGUAACAAAUUCCCAAAAGUCGUUUUGAAAUUAGACAUAGGUUAUAUCAGGAAUAGAUUUACUGAUUUAGUCUGAAUAAGUAUUUUUAUAAAGUUAUAGCGAUAUGUAUAAGUGCAGCCAUUUUCUUCGUUUGAACUACGUUUAGAUAAUGCAGAAUAAAAGCCUGAAAAAAGCCGUGUCAAAGCCUGAA
Molecule: messenger RNA, 4416 nt
Organism: Stylophora pistillata
Lineage: Eukaryota; Metazoa; Cnidaria; Anthozoa; Scleractinia; Pocilloporidae
Product: tectonin beta-propeller repeat-containing protein 1
Cellular component (GO): membrane
Source: RefSeq, a predicted model, not a curated record